CUCAGGGAAGAGGCUACGAGACUAUGUGCAACGCAGCGUAAGGGCAGGAAGUCAAAGCUUUCGGAAGAGACUUUAGGGCUAAUGAAGGAACGACGUGAAAACCCACCCGUCACUUCAUCGGCAAAGCGGACUCUAAACCAAGAGAUCAGUAAGCACGUACGACACGACCUCCGAUGCUCCAAUACUCUCUCGAUCGAGAGAGCGAUCGAGCAGAAUCGAGGGUCUAAAGUGUUCGUGCAAUCUCUUGGAAGAAACCAUCUGACGAAGUUGACCACAGCAAGUGGGGAAGUUGUUGCUUCAAAGCCGGCAGUCCUUUCGGAAGUGAAAGACUUCUACAGCCAGUUAUACGCAUCACAUGGGCAGCGUUUGGAAAGCUACGUCAAGUCCUGACAUCGUCAAUCCCACAGUGCCUAAAGACGAAAGUCUUCAAUCAGUGCGUCCUACCUGUGAUAACAUACGGAGCCGAGACGUGGACACUGACGGCACAGUUGGUCCACAGGUUCAAAGUCGCUCAGCGCGCUAUGGAAAGGGCUAUGCUCGGCGUUUCUCUGAAAGAUCGCAUCAGAAAUGAGGUAAUCCGACAGAGAACCAGAGUUAUCGAUAUAGCCCACCGGAUUAGCAAGUUGAAGUGGCAGCGGGCUGGCCAUAUUUGCCGAAGAACCGAUAACCGUUGGGGUAGACGAGUUCUGGAGUGGAGACCGCGUCUAGGCAAACGUAGUGUAGGACGUCCUCAGGCACGAUGGAGUGACGAUUUGCGCAAGGUGGCUGGCAGGAGCUGGAUGCGAGUAGCCCAAGAUCGAUCUGAGUGGCGUGCAUUUGGAGAGGCCUAUGUCCAGCAGUGGACUAUGAUAGGCUGUUGAUGAUGAUUGAUGAAUAAUUUACAAAUGGUUUCAUUGCUAACACGAAAAUUUGAUGAGCGUUCACUUAAAUCUGUCCGCAUGAAUUUUUUCAGCGCGAAAUAUUAACCUUGGCUUCUAAGACCACUAUAUCAAAAUAUGUAAGGGUUCCAAAUGAAAAGAAAUGAAAAAAUGGUUCGUUGUUAAUCGCUGGAUCUAUAUUUGUUUUUACUUAAUUUAGAGUACCUACUACUUGAGAUUACACUGCAGUUUUGUAGCUUGAUACAGCUUUUUAGCCCAAGCCUGCUGCGGUUCCACAGCCAGAUCUGGAUGGAAGUAGAAGCGGUACGGCAUGGUCGUUGAUGUUGUAAAUUGCUAGAGACAUCUUCAGAUGUUGGAGCUGGAGUUCCCUCUAUGUAGUUUAAUUCGGCGUCAGUUACCAUAUUAAAUAUUUGUCUCUUCAUUUGGACGUACACUCUUUCUGGUAGUUUUUUUUUAUUGUGGCAGCCACUGUUUGAAAGAACGAAUCCACCUCUUUUUUCGAUUCAAUGUAUUUAUUUAGUAUUUCAGCAGUUGUUGUAGGUUCUGGUCUUAUUAAGGAAUGGUGUGAAUCAUUGGUCAUUCACGAAACUGACCGUUCAUCAUUGUCAUCGACAGCGGAUUCUGUGAAAGAAGUCUACGUAUCCUCUGAAGAGGAGUCCAAAUUCGAGGUUUGUUUUUUGUGCUUAAUAAUAUACAUUUCAGGAUAAAGGCACCUCGCAAUAGUGGAAGUCUACAUAAACUAUAAAUAGUUUUUUUUAGUAUCGUACUACUAGCGGUUGUGGAUGCAAAUUAUAAAUUUGUAAUUGCAGAUGUAGGAUCAUAUGGACGAAAUAGUGACGGAGGUAUAUAAUGCAAAACUCAAUAUUUGGAAAGAAAAAUACGGUAUUCCCCCAAAAAGACGUUUACCGAGGACAGAUCUUGAGUUGCCCUAUGUUUUUUUGUAGCAGACGAGGCUUUUCCGUUAAUCACAAGCAUUAUGAGGCCAUUUAGUGGCGAACGAUUGACAGAUGAAGCAAUGAAAAUAUACAAUUAUCGUUUGAGUAGAGCCAGGCGUAUCGUCGAAAAUGCAUUUGGUAUACUUCAAGAACGUUUCGAAUUAUGUCCGCAUGUUCGCAUUGUUCUUCAUUUGAGUGUUCAUAUAAUGUUUUGAUGACAUAUUAUAUAAAUAAUCAUAGGAUUGAACUAAAGUUAUUAAUAUUUCCUCCAUGUUGGAAUAAAAAACGUAAAAAACUGGUCUUCGAAAAAAUCACGUAGGUACACAGUCGUCAAAGACGCGGGCGCAAAUGGAUGGUCAAUGGUGUGCAUUCCCCGCUUCUCUACCCCCGCCGCCGCACCCCGCAGUAUAUCAAUCACUACGAGCGCCGCAGUCCGUGGCAUGUCGUUGCCUACCGCAGUUCGUCACAGCAUCCCGCUAUGGGAGCUUGUGGCGCAUCUUUUAAUGCCUUGCGAUAAAAUCCCUUUCAAUGCCACGAUAUCAUUUUAAAGCAUAGCAAUUUAUGUCGUAUUUUUGUAACAGUACGGUUAUUCAACCGUAAAAACGUCCAUAGUCCGUCCAUUAGUAAAAAUUCUGUGUAGGCCUUUAAGCGAAGUGUGCCGUAAACGUCAGUCCCCUGACUUUUCGAAUAACGCGCCAAUAAAGAAGAAUUGUAGAAGUUAUUCAUGAUUAAAGUGUGUCCUUUCUUGAACAACGGCUUGGCGAGCUAAUGCACUAUACGGGCUGUGGAGUUACACGGCGGUGGUGGCCCGAAAGACGUCGCAGUAGCGUCCGUCGAUCUGUCAAUUAGGUUAUCUGUCAGGUCAAUCUGUAUGUCAGUCUCCGCAGCGUUUGUCGAUCUAUUUAUAAUAUCUGUCGGGUCAAUUAGGUCUAUCUGUCUGUCUCUGGUUCCUUGUUCCUCUAGUCUGGUCGUUAGUUCCUUUGCCGGUAUAGACAAAGAAGCUCCAUAAGUAACCAGUUGACGACUCGCAAAGUUCGUACGAUUUAAUACCAACCUUAGCGGCUUUAGUAGCGAUCUUUUGCGAGAAGCUCAACCGGCCAUGCCACUUAAGGAGUGACUCGUCUAUAGCGAUGUUUUGCGAGGGAAGAUACAGAGUGCUAAACUUUUUUUGCACGCUAUUUAGCACUGGCUGUAUCUUGCGCAGCUUAAUGUCACCUUCAGUCAAGUUUUCUGGUAUUGCUGGUCAAGUGGAACACCGUUUUCAACAGAAUGAAACGGUUAUAUUUCAUGAUGUUCCCAAAAUAUUUCAGUUUGAGAAACCCAUUUUCCUUUCAAUAUUCACUUUCGACGGUAAGUGAAUAUUGUCACUUACCGUUGAAACCUUACCGACACACCAAUCACAGUUAUCAAUAACAACAAGAAAAAAACAUUCAAUAAUAUAAAAAAAAAAACAGCAUAAACACACACCAAUAUAAAAAUGUUAAUAAGCGUGUGAGACAGCCCUGCAAAAAAGCUAGUUUGGUUCAAGGUCCCACAGGACCUUGUUACCUUGACCUUGGAAAAUGGCGUAAUAAAACUUACUGUUUUGCGUUGCAUCAAUGUCCUGUGUAAACAGAUUAUUGUUAUUUUUUGGAAACACUGUUCAUUUAUAGUAUUAUUAUCAUAUUUUGUAUAAUAGGGUAUUUGACAAGUUUUAUAAAACGAUCUCACGUUAUUGAAUAAUGUUUAUGGAGUCCGUAAAAAGAUUAUUGGAUAUUCAUCAUUUGUUGUGUAUUUCAGUAAAAGUAACUAAAUCAAAAACUCCAUUUUCAAAUUUCUGCGAAAACGUUUCUCUGGACAAUAUGGCGUCUAACUAGCGUGUGACGUCAUUUUAAGCUCCGCCAAUCCCAAGCGUUUUGGGUCACGUGACAAUAGAUAAGAAAACUAUUAUCUUUUUCGUGGGAUUUUAGUAAAAUUAAGAAUAUUGUUUUUGAAAAAAUAGUAAAAACCCCUGCCAAUAUUCAUUAUAAACACAGAUGCUUACAUUUGGCACCUUAUUUUUAAUACUGUCAAAUACCCUAUUCCAUGACUAACCAUGCAAAAUGUUUUUGUAAACAAAAACAACACAUCGGUACAUUUAACGGGCUACGGUUUGGUUAUGAUUUUGAACACUGGACAUUGAAUUUGUGACGAGAUAAUUAUAUGAUCGAAUAAAACACGGCAUAAAGAUCCUUUUGAUAUGAAACACUAAACAGGAAUAUUAAAUAACAAAAUACUUACGGCAUGUCAAAACAAAUCGCUUCACACAACAAAAACAAGUAUGGCGUGAACUGACGUAAAGUUCUUCAAAAAAUAUUUUCAUAACCAAUCACAGGCCUCUUCUAUUUUUUUUGAGGUAUUAAUGUUGCCAAGUCUAUAAUCUAUAUAUAAGAAUGACCGGACCGGUCCUGUAGCACCGUGCGACAAACUACCGACUUUUUUUAAGUCAUAAACAAUCAAGUGGAUAGAAAGGGAAAGGUGUCAGCGUGAGCGUAAACAAACAGUAUUCUACAAGUGUAAUAGGGUGCAGCUUCACCAAAGUGAAUGUGAUCCUAUCACAUAUGGUGAUGCCAUGAGCCGGAGCGAUGCCAGUAAGUGGAGAGCAGCCAUCGCUAGGGAACUUAGGACUCUGAGUGACAAUAACACAUGAGAAGUUUGUGAAUUACCUGUAAGUGCAAAGCCUAUAAGUAGCAAAUGGGUUUUAAGAUAAAAAAUGUAAAUAAUGUCAAAAAGUAUAGGGCAAGGCUUGUUGCUAGGGGGUUCGAACAAUGAGAUAUGAGGAGUCUUUCUUGUACUUUCAAAAUCCACUAAAAUCUUUUUCAGAAAAUAUAAGCUAUCAAAAAAACACAUCAUUUUAAAUAAAAGGUCAGCAGGCCAAUCGCACUAUUUAAUAUUUUGAACGAUCCGCUUAAGUUCAAUAAGUUUCAAUCUUAGUCCAAUUGUAAUUGCAACUCAACUUUAUACGAAACCGGUAUCGCGCUAAUUAUCAUCUGUCAACUGAACUGCAGACGAAGCUGGGACGCAGAUGUGUUAGGAACUCUAGAGAUGUCCCAUAGUAUUUCAAAUGAUACGUGUGAUAUUUAAUAUUUAAGUAGACAAUGGUGUCGAUUCUGGCAUGAUUCUCUAAACCUAAACUUUGACAACAGUAUAUCCUUGUCUAGUCUAUCUUGUCUUUGCACAGAAUAAAAAGGAGAGACUGAUAUUAAAUUUAGUUUUAAGUUUACAGAAUAACGCCAAAAUCGACACCAAUGAGAGCUCGAUUAAGUAAUUUUACUACAUCACUAGUCUUUUGAUUUUGACAAAUUGUUGAGUUGCUGUCAGUCAACUGAAAAGUCAGAAAUUUCGUUGUAUACACAAAAAUUAUCAGUAGUUUAAUUAAAGAGGAAAUGGAAGAGCGCCGCCGUAUCACGACUGUCCGUCAGCUAAAACCCCUAGUCGAUGUCUCGAAGCCCACAAAGAUCUCGCUCUUGGCAGGGUCCGGUCAAAAGAAGCUCGUUCCGUUGCUUCGAGACUGGAAGGAAGUUUCCGAAAUUUUAAAUGCGGAAGGGCCUGCAAGGACUGCCAAGGAGUGGUCCAAAGUUUGGAACGACCAAAAAUGUAAAGUGCGUGCAAAAUUAGUGAAUAUAAACGUCAAUAAAAGAGGAACAGGAGGCGGCCCGAAUAAUGCACCCACUUUAACGGCCAUCGAAGAAAAGAUAGCCAACAUUUUAGGUAGGACUGUGGGGCCUCUGCCCGGUGUUAGCCAGGACCAACUGGUAGACAUUAUGGUGAUGAAUGAAGAUGUGAUGCAAGACAUUGCGGCAGAAAAUGUUGUGGGUGAAGUAGAAGUGGCAGAAGAGCCAAUAAAUAUUUUACCUACAAUAAAUUAAGACCAAUUGGUCUUGUCGCCUUCACCUAGCCUGACAGGACAAGUGCCAUCACCUCCCCUGCUUACUGAGUGACGUACAAUCAGAGGUCGCAGAAGGUCCCAGUUAGUAGAUCGGCCACGCUCUCGUCCAUCAGUCUCUAGAUCAGCUCUAGAGGAGUCUAGAGCUGUGAUUUUAGAAAUAGAAACGAUAAAAGCGAAUGCCUCUUUAAGAAAUGCAGAAGCGCUUAAGAUGUUGGUGAUUCCUUCAAAUUAAUUGCUGAGAGCAUUGAUAGGAUGAGUCGCAAAUUUUGCCAUGAAUAAAUUAAUAUGGGUUCAAAAAAAACUAAAUAUUUAAAUUUUAUUUUGUUAUAAUCUUUAAUUAUAACAAAAAACAUAACAAAAUCUAAAUAUUUAGUAUUUAUAAAUAAUAUUUUUGUUUUUCUUAAUUGACAGCCCUGUCUAACUACAAGCGGUUUAUGGGAGCCUCUCGGCGCGCACGGCCUAAUUCUAGGUCUGUCACAGAAUAAGCAUGUCUUAUAUGAGAAUCUCUCACACUUGCAUGCUGAGUCAGUCUGCACUCACGAGUCGCUUCUUCGGCAGUAAGAGGAGAGAACGAUAUAUUUUCUCCAUGUGCUAUAUUGUGUAAAACACAGCAUGCAUUUGCAAUUCUUGCUGCAACACCUGGAGAAUAAUGUAGCUACCUAUAAACCAAAAGGGACCUGUAAAAAAAUAUACAGUUAAAAGUCCUUAUACUAAUUCAUUGCCGGAUGUUAGUAAUGUAGGGAUGUAAGAUAUGAUAAUAAAAAUUACAAGUGACAUCUGUGUAGGAUGGUUGGGUUGAGUAGGUUUUGUUUCAGAAUAUUUUUUUUAAAGUCUGUUAAAGACCCAACUCCUUAAAACUGAAAAUGAAAUAAUAAGAUUUACCAACUGACAUAUUUGAAGUUGAUGUCAAGCCAUGUGUAGCAGGGUGAUCAUGAUAAUAGUAUCUAUUUCAAAUAUAAGAGUCAGUCAAUCUAUGUUUAUUCUUUGAACUUGGUUUUAUGGGAAACCCUACGCGGAGAUGAAAUGAAACGAAUAAAUUCGGUAAAACAGUCUAUUGAAAUUCCACAGUUUCCCACAUAUAUAUAAAGACAAAAAUAGAAGAAAUCACGGGCACAGACACAAGCAGAAAAGAUAGCAAAGGAUAGAAAAGUUAAUAGUUUAAGAACCGACAGGAAAUUAAAUAGGGUGACUUAGCCGGUUUUCGGCCAGUUAAGUGAAUGUAUGACUUUGUGGCAAUUUUUCUCCUUAGUCAUAUAUUCGAAGAUCAGUUUAAAAAUUAUUUUUGAACUCAAAAGAUCAUGUAGAUUUGAUAUUUUGAGACCUUUGACUCGUCAGCGUCUUAAUAAAAAAUAAAAAAUAAUAUAUCUGAAAAUAGCCAUUUUGUCUGUGGCAGUUUCCGGCCACUAUUUUGCUAGUUUCCGGCCACUAUCUACUAUAUGAAAAAUGAUCUCUAUUUGCUAUUCAGUAGGUUCUAUAAUGUAAUAGAAGCAAAUACACUUAAUAAAUCAACGAUUUUAAUUAAAAUCUUUAAAUUAUUCAUUAUAAAAAAUAUAAAUAAUAGUAGGAACAUAGGUUUAAAAAAAAAUUGCAAUAAUAUUUUAUUGCAAUAUUUUUGAGAUAUAUUGAGAUUACGGAAAAAUGUCUAACUCGUGAUCAUCAUCCUCUUCUUCAAUAAUGACUCUUAUCUCAUUUUCCUUAUUUAUUUCUUUAAUAUUUUCGGAAUCACUCUUUUCAAUAUCAGUCUUAUUUAUAACUAUAUUAGUAUUCUUAGUAUUGAUUUCUACAUCUUGAUCAAUAUUUUUAAUAUUAUUGUCCGUGUUUUGUUCUUUGGUAAUCUCGUUUUCGUCUUCAGUCUGAUUACUCUUUGGGAUAUUAAGUGCUUUUUUGUUCUUAUUAACUAUCUUCGGUUUUUUUGGUUUCGGUUCACAUUUUUUUUGUUCCUUUUCCACUUUUCUUUUAUUUUUUCGUCUAUCUUUUUUUGCUUUUCUUUUUCUUUCAAAUUGUGGAAAUCUCUCCAAGCUUCUGACGAUAUCGCACUUGGAAAUGUAUUAAUAUUCUUUUUCUUAGUAUUUAGAAUUCCAGUUUGACUAAUUGGAAAUCUCAAUCGGUUUUUAAAUGGAUCAUUUUUUGGAGACAAUGGCGACGGGGCAGCAUGCACUUCAGCUACCGUUAUUUAGGUUGCAUUUGGAUCCUCAGGCAAGUUUAUGUCGGCUAUGUUUAAAACAGAAAUGUCACUUAGCGAAACGUAUGAUCCAACACCCGGAAUUGAGAUAUCAUCAAGCAAAGAAAAGUCUUCAAUAACACUAACACUUUCUGCAGUAUUGACAUUCAUAUUAUCAAGAACAUGGAUUUGUUCGGGUGUUUUGAACGUAGAAGCAUUAACAACUUCAGAAGACAUAUUAUCGAGAAAAUUGAUUUGUUCAGGUGUUCUGAAUGUAGAAGUAUUAACAACUUCAGUAGACUUACGUGGUGUUUUGGAAGUAGACCGUCGAUUUUUACUGAAGGAUGACUUCGCCAAUUCUAUUUCAUUACAGACCGUAUCUGGAUCAAUCCCUCUCUUCAAUAAAUUUUCUUUUAUCAAUACAACCACUUUUACUGCACUUGCGAAAUCUGGUUCCGUUAAUCCGCUGGAGGAUAGUGAUCUUUUCUUCCUUUUUUCCUGAAAAUCUUUUACGCAUUUCGUGAAAUCCACUGCAUUUACAUUGAAGGGAAAAAGCCCACACUUUCUGAAUCCGUUCUUAAUAGUUUGUGUCAUAUCUACAUCCAGGGUUUCCUUAAAUACUUUACAAAAAAUUAUCUUCGUCACGGUUUUAUUUAGGUUUUCCGGUUUGGCUUGCCAGUUUCUUAAAGUUUACUUCCAUUCUUGUUUUAAUGGUCUAAACACACUUACAUCGGCUGGUUGCAUAAUAUGAGUAGUAUUUGGAGGUAAAGCGUAUAAAACAAUGCCGUUUUCAUCACAAAAGAGACUCUUAAGUCUGGCCUUAGCCAUCGACAUAUGUGAUUUAUGUCCGUCAACGAAAAGGAUUACUGGUUUUUUCAUGUUAUUCUUCACUAACCAGUCAUUAAAGUCAUUAGCAAUGUAUUAGUAAAAUACAUCUGAACGCAUCCAACCUGAUUCAGUUUUUCCUAUUAUCCAACCUUCUGGCAUAUUUUCUACAACCGCUUUCGGCGGUUUUAUGUAUGGAAAAACUACAAGUGGAGAGAUACUUUCCCUGAUGCAGUCAUCAUUAUUAAAACCGUAAGUGAUUCUUUUUCGAGUAUGGCCGCCAAAAAUUGUACAGUAACAGUCGUGAAUUUGUAACACACGGUAACAUACGUGAAGAAGGUAUUUUAGCUUUCAUAAAUCGUGACUCACAUAUUAAACACAUAUAUAAACAACAAACAAAACAAAUCAAAUUACAUAUAUAUAUAUAAAUAAGAUAAAUAAUAGAUAGAUUUGUGAGACUGAUAAUUAAAAAAAAUCUAUUUAUUU
Molecule: messenger RNA, 9192 nt
Organism: Chilo suppressalis (striped riceborer)
Lineage: Eukaryota; Metazoa; Arthropoda; Insecta; Lepidoptera; Crambidae
Source: the annotation of a GenBank genome assembly